AUGAAGCAGAAGAAGUACAAAGACGAACAACAAUAUAUCAGAACCGCCAGUGGGGAAGAUCUGGCCGAGAAUCCAUUCAUAGUAGUAGCCACCACCGCAACCGACUACAACUCCGUGGAAAGUCCCUCAGCGAUCGGCUUCAUCCGUCCUCCAUCGACUGUUACACCCACAUUAUCAGCAUACAACCGAUGGAUUCGUAUCAGGAAACACCGUGAACCACCUCCGCCGUUGCAUCAAAUUCACUUCUCCGCGUCAAUUUCCCCUUUACGACUGUUCAUCCACCUCCGUGGAAAGUCCCUCAGCGAUCGGCUUCAUCCGUUGUCCGUCGACUCGUGGAAAGUCCCUCAGCGAUCGGCUUCAUCCGUCCUCCGUCGACUGUUACACCCACAUUAUCAGCAUACAACCGAUGGAUUCGUAUCAGGAAACACCAGCUUGGAUAACCUGCUAGAUCGAUCGGCGAUGGCUUUAGACAAAAGGCCAGAUGUUCGUGAUGCAUCUGGGAAGGCUGCUAGGUAUGCGUAG
Molecule: messenger RNA, 522 nt
Organism: Vicia faba (fava bean)
Lineage: Eukaryota; Viridiplantae; Streptophyta; Magnoliopsida; Fabales; Fabaceae
Source: the annotation of a GenBank genome assembly